This is a messenger RNA of Lates calcarifer (barramundi perch), 3036 nucleotides long. RefSeq names its product transmembrane prolyl 4-hydroxylase. The coding region runs from base 502 to 2031 and encodes 509 amino acids. NCBI's taxonomy places the organism in Eukaryota, Metazoa, Chordata, Actinopteri, Centropomidae. Gene Ontology annotation, cellular component: endoplasmic reticulum. Gene Ontology annotation, biological process: peptidyl-proline hydroxylation to 4-hydroxy-L-proline. The record is from RefSeq and is a predicted model, not a curated record. Gene Ontology annotation, molecular function: procollagen-proline 4-dioxygenase activity; iron ion binding; L-ascorbic acid binding. The transcript is spliced from 9 exons.
UAAAAGCUCCGAGCUCCUCUUCCACUUCUUGUAUGUAUGAUAAAAGUCAAUCAGCGGUCCUGACCAUCGUUUAUUUAUUUUUUCUUCACUGGAGUUGACCGUUAGAGGCCGCUAACGGUUUACUGAUGGGCCUGAAAAAGCGGCUCCUCUGCAGUCGUUAGCUUGUCCGUCUUGUUGUUAGGCAGGUUGUCAGGGGCAGCGCACCAGCCUAGUUAGCUAACAGGGGAUUAAGGGACUUUAGUUAAUGAUGACACAUUUAUUUAUUAGAGAAAACGACUGGCGGCAUAACUGCUUUUCCUCUUGGAGCUGCCCCGUUUCUUUGGGUGAAAGCAGCAGAGACGACAUCAUCGAUAUUUAUCGAAACAGCCAGAGGUUUGCGGUGGGGUUCGCCUCGUAGUUAGCUAGAUUUGCUAACGUUAUCAGGCACAACGUAAAGCGACUGACAUUGGCAGUUACGAUACCCAGUGCAUUGAUAUUCCCAGCUUUUCCAUUGUGAUUGAUAUGCAAUCGAAAAUGGAAGAAACUGAAGAAAAUGUAAUGGAGGAGGACGAAUCAAUUUUCAGCGACAAACCACUAUCGUCGCCCUUCAAUUCCCCCUUUCGCUCCACUCGGCUGCACAUCCAGAGAAGCAAUGUCUGCUCCCGGGCUUAUUUCGUUGUGGUCAUGGUCUUCUUCCAUGUGUACAUCCUGAAUGUCAUCGCUCUGCUGCUCUACGUGCACUACAACAACGGACCCGGGGAUCUUGUCAGUGGAGACGGGGCCACCCCGGCGUCGGUCAGCGAGAGUGGGAGCCCUUUGCCCCAUCCUGCACCAGCUCCGAGAGAGCUUCAUGUAGAGGACUACAGUCAAAGUUACAGUCUGCCUCGCAUUGAGGGGAUUCGGGUUGGACAUGUUCAGCAGGUGUCCCUUGUUCCAGACAGAACACAUGAGAUGAGGACACUAAGCUUGAAACCUCUGCUAUUUGAGAUUCCUGGCUUCCUGUCAGAGGAGGAGUGUCGUGUGGUGGUGCAGCUGGCUCAGCUCAAGGGUCUGAUGGAGAGCCAGACACCAGCACCCAGCCAGGGACAAGAGGAGUCAAACCAGCCUCUACUUUCUCUCAGCACAGAAGAGGUCUUCAGUCUGCUGGACCUAAACCAGGACGGGCUGCUGCAGAAGCAGGAGAUUGUGAGUCAUUCACGUUCUCGAGAUGGAACUUGGUUGAGCCCAGACAACCUACGGCAGAUACUCACUGGUCUGGAAGAUCGGCCCUCAGGGAUGCUAACCUUGGAGGACUUCAGGCGUGUUUAUGAUGUCUCCCAACGGCCGGGACAACAGCGAAGUGGGAAGCUCUGGAGUCAGUUCAAACAGAGAAGCAAACAUACGUGGCUUUACCAAGGCCUGGGAUCCCAUCAUGUGCUGCAAACACUCAGGAACAGAGUAACCAGUCUGACACGUCUGCCCUCUGCAUUGGUUGACCUGAGUGAGCCGCUGCAGGUGAUUCGCUAUGAGCACGGAGACUUCAGCAAUGCCCACCAUGACAGCAGCCCCUCUCAUACAGAGACCACCUGCGCGCACACACGACUGGCAGGAAACACAUCUGCUCUCACAGAGGUUUUUUGCAGGUAUCUUACAGUGUCAUUCUACCUCAGCUCUGCAGAGGAAGGUGGUGAGACCACCUUUCCUGUGGCAGACAAUCGUACCUAUGAAGAGCAGGCACUGGUCCAGGAUGGAGUAGAUCUGACAGAAACUCAGGAGACAUGUGGCAGAGGGAACCUGAGAAUAAAACCUACUGCUGGGACAGCGCUCCUCUGGUACAACCAUCUCUCUGAUGGUAGAGGUUGGAUGGGUGAGCUAGAUGAGUACUCCCUGCACGGCGACUGCCCAGUCAGGCGGGGGGUGAAGUGGGUGGCCAACAGCUGGGUAAAUGUGGACCCAGACCAUCAGAUGCAGGCCCGCUACCAGAGACUAGUUGCUCAGAGGCAUCGAGCUAAAUCAGCUGCGGAGGAGCAUUACCAACCUCUCUCGCACAGUGACCUCCACCAGGAUCUAUAGCCGGGACUUUUUAAUGACAAGACAAAGCCACCAUAAUUUAAAAACUGAGUCAGUCUUGCAUCUGUGAAGCCAGUGAGGGCUGACACACUUUUCCACAACGUCAGAGGCUGUAGUUGAAAUGAAAAUUGCACAAAAUAUCAUCCCAGAUAUUUUCUCCUUUUAGUAAAUCUGUCUUGCAUUAGAUUAUGUCUCUCAAGCCACUGCUUGGAUAUCCACAUUUACUUAAUAAAUAAGUCAAUCUUAUUAGGAAAGUUUGGUGAAUUUUUGACAUAGAUUUUAAUACAGAGUUAUGGCAGGCAAGUGCAUUGGUUUCCUCACAAUUCAUUUGUAAUACAUAAGUAUCAAAUAUAGAGUGAAUGCCAUUCCAUAUUAAAUCGCGCCUUAAAGAAAAUAUCAUGUAUUCAGAAUAAAAGAUAUUUAUGAAUGCUGUGAUGCGAGUCGGAAAAGAUGCAGUCAUAAUGUAAGAGAUAAGCCUGUUUACCUGCCUUGCGUUUCAGUUUACUAGGCAUCUGCCCUUGUUGCAGGUCAGUGUUAUUUAUUGUUAUAGAAUUCAAUUCUGUUGUUAGAAGCCAUAUCACAAUAUUAAUCUGUGAAUGUGUUCCUGAAGGAUGUUUUUUGUGAGAUCAUGUCUGUCUUCGGGUUCUUCAGGUUUUGUUUCCAGAGUUAAUGAGAUUUUAGCAUGACGUGUUAUUUAAUGGGUUUGCGACACCUACUGCAAAUUCAGGACUGUUCUAAACUGGACAGGAAAGGUCGCUUGUCUCAGUGGCUGUGGGAGGCCAGUCCUUCAGGUCUAACUUUAAACUUAGGUCUUUGAUAUUCCAACUUUUGUGUUCCUUACCCUCACAACUCAAAAAUAUGUAAUUGUCUGAGAGUAUUUAUUUGAGUGUUAUUUAUUAUUUGAUUAUUUAGAUUAAAGGAAAGCAUAUUUAUUACAGCUUGAUGUUGCACUGAAUUUGUCACUGUAUUUGUUCUAUGUUAUGAAAUAUAAAAAGCAAUGUUUUAUUA